Molecule: messenger RNA, 2903 nt
Organism: Drosophila subobscura
Lineage: Eukaryota; Metazoa; Arthropoda; Insecta; Diptera; Drosophilidae
Product: armadillo repeat-containing protein 2
Exons: 7
Coding region: 213-2855 (880 amino acids)
Biological process (GO): cilium organization
Molecular function (GO): protein binding
Source: RefSeq, a predicted model, not a curated record
CGGCUUGGGCCACCGACUGGUUGGCAUGGUGGCACGAAAGGGCCCAAACGAAAAAUACGUUUUUCCAGGCAUUUAUCGCCGCUUUGAGUACACUUAAGGCUGUUGGCCCUGCCAGUUGAGAGCGCGUGUGCCGUCCAGCUGCUGAGGAUUGAGAAUUCUCAUCAAAAAUAUUGACUCCAAGUUGCAGGAAGCUAACCGGAGGAAGCUCCAAAAUGAGUUUGCUGCUAAAGCGACGCUCCCGCAGUGAAACGCGUCCCAAAGACGUUCCAGAUAAAUCCAAGCAGCAAACACAGCCACAGCAGCAGCAGAAAGACCAGGAGAGAUCCACACAGAUGAGCAGCAAGCCGCACGCCAGCGAGCAGAGUCUCAACAAAUUGGGAAUUCCCCAUCAACAGCAACCACAAUCCAGCAGCUAUUCGAUGGCGGGCGGCAUGGGCAGACGCAAAACCUCUGCGGAGCUGAUCAGCGAGGCGAAGCUUUUCCUUGGCGAUACGGUGGCAGGUGUCGGCGGAGGUGCUGCUGGUGGUGCAGCCGCCAUGCAAAUGAUGGCCACUGGCGGUGCACGUCUGGUCAGCACUCGUCGUCCGAUUACGCCGCGCGAACCCGGCCGCGUUCUGUAUGGCAAAGUGGCCUUAGCCGGACGUCCGCCCAGCGCCUUUUCCAUGCGGUAUCUGCAGAAUGAGAAGCCAACGCCCAGACAACUUCCCGCACUCUCUGGCACGGGUCCGACUACACCCAUGCCCACACGGAACGGAGCGCUGCUCGGGCAGUCCACCACAGAGACGCUGAUUGAGCUGCUGAAGCAGCAUAGCGGCCUGAAGGAGUGCACCAAUGAGACAGUGCAGCAUAUAAAUGCGAUCUUGCAGGAGCUCUACACACGCGUGAGAAAACAGGAGCGCAACUUCAAGCGUGGCUUCAUUCUGGGCGGCCUCUAUGGCCUGGUGGAGUGCACAUCGCCGCGUGUUCUCCUGGCCGUGGCUAGAGUGGUCUUAGCUCUUCGUGUGACUGGCAGCAAUUUGACGGGCGCCUGCAAACUCAUCUUCAAGGUGGCUCGGCACGAGCAGAACGAUGCGCUGUUCCAUGACCACGAUGUGCUGGAGCUGCUGAUCGACGGUUUGGGCCACGCCUCGCCACUCGACGAGCCCGAGGCGUGCAUCUAUGCUUAUGGCUGCAUACGCUUCCUCACCGCCAGCUGUGCCCAGGACCGGGACGAUGCUCUCAAUCGCAACUGGAUUGGGCUGGGCGAGGCCAUAACGGCUCCCCUUUCUGCGCCCGUUUCUGCUACGCUUGCUGCAGUCCCCGCGGCCGUGCUGUGUCCGCGCAAAUUGACGGGACAGCAGACAUUGGUAGCGCGUCUCGCCCGCCACGGCGCCGUGGAGCUGAUGAUCCUUCACCUGCAGAUGCUCAAUGAGGCGGGUGCCACAAAGCGACUGAGCGGACCGCCGCUGCACACGCUCUACCAGCUGUCGGCAGCCAUGCGUGCCCUGGCGGAUGUAUCGCAGCAGCAGCAACGGCUUCAGCUGCAGCUAAAGCUCGCGUGUCCGCAUCUGAUUCGUGCUGCCGAGAUCUCCAUGGGGGAGCUGGAGGUGCAGACCAACGUUGUGCGCACUCUGAGUGUGCUCUCUGAGGACUCUGACUGCUGUGAGACGCUGCACAAUUAUGCCGCCAGAAUUGGCCUGCUGCUGGGUCCCUCCUGCUCGAGUGCGGGCACCAGCGAACGUGUCCUGGCCGUCCUCAGUCGACUGGGCUACAUGCUGGGCAAUAUCCUGGCCAAGCACGAGUCUGCCAGAAUUCAGUACUUUCACAACGAUGUGGCCAUGGAGUAUCUGCUGAAUGUGCUGGAGCAGUUGGGCGAACGCUCGCCGAGCAGCGUGGCCCUGCUGGAUGCCCAGAUCAAGCUGAUUCGUGUGGUGGCCAACAUGAGCGUGAAUCCCGAGGUGGGCGCCGACCUGGGCAAUAUCCGGUCUUUGGGUUCUGUGCUGCUAAAGCUGCUCAGCCACACAAGCGCUUCGUUGGCCAAGAAGAAGUCUGCGGAGCAGCAAGAGUUGCUGCAUGCCACACUGGGUGCUCUGCACAAUUUGUGCUUCUAUCAGGAUAAACAGCCAGCAGACAGCGUUGCCGCCCCAGCACCUACCGCCGGUUCCCUGCAGAGUCUCAUCGAUGAACUGUCCGCGUCGCUUGCGGAGGUGCUGGCAAACUGCCAGACGGCUGCCACCAAGGUGGAGCUGACCCGGGUGCUGGGAAAUCUCACGCGUAACGAGGGCGCCCGACGCCGCUUCUGUGCGGCCGGCGGACUGCCACUGAUGGUCCAGCAGCUGACACGGGAGGCGGCUGGUCAAGACUACGAACUGCGCACUUGCGCUAUCGGUGUUCUGGUCAAUCUGCUGGGCGAUGGCGAGCAACGGGGUCCAUUUCUGCAGCUGCGCGGGGCGGAACUGCUGUCGCUGUUGCUGCGUGGAUCGCUGGAGCAGGAGGACUGGUUCCUGGCCAACAUCGUGUGUCAGGCCUUGUGGAAUCUCCUCAUCGAUGGCCAGUGCGCGGCCACUCUGUGUCGGAGCGGCAGCAUUCUGGACGAGGUGAGCGACCUGCUGGCCGACUAUCUCGACGAGGACCGCCUCAAUGCAGGCGAUGACGAUGACGAGCAGGCCGGCGAGGAUGAGCACGUGCUGGAGGCGGAAAAGGAGACAUUUGACGGCGAUCACGAUGCCCUGUGGGAGGACUUUGCUCUGGUGGCCACCGACUUGCUGGAGCGAAUUCAGAACAACUUCGAUAGGCAGCAACAGCAGCAGUCGCAAACGAUAGUGCGCAACACCGAUAACGAUGACGACGGCGAUGUAUUCAUCGAGGAAAUGUAGGCACCCCUCCCCCCCUCCCGCACCAGAGUCUCUGGUAUUUGUAUGCGU